Molecule: messenger RNA, 1941 nt
Organism: Penicillium soppii
Lineage: Eukaryota; Fungi; Ascomycota; Eurotiomycetes; Eurotiales; Aspergillaceae
Product: GMC family oxidoreductase
Exons: 1
Coding region: 1-1941 (646 amino acids)
Molecular function (GO): oxidoreductase activity, acting on CH-OH group of donors; flavin adenine dinucleotide binding
Source: RefSeq, a predicted model, not a curated record
AUGUUUCUUCCCCAUUUGUUAGGCCUCUUGGCCGCCACUACUGGCCUAGCUAAGGCUGUGAACAUCACCGGAUAUGAAUACGUCGUCGUUGGUUCCGGCGCCGGUGGUGGUCCUCUCGCUGCCCGUCUCGCUCUGGCAGGCCACUCCACUCUCCUUCUUGAGGCUGGUGAUGACCAGGGUGAAAACUACAACUAUACUAUCCCCGCCUACUCCGCCAGAGCCUCUGAGGACGAGAAGCUCUCUUGGAACUUCUACGUCCACCACUACCAGGAUGAGGAGCGCCAGAUGCGCGAUUGGAAGGCGAGCUAUGACACUCCCGAUGGCGGCGAAUACACUGGCCUCAACCCACCCGAAGGCUCGACCUUGAAGGGUGUCCUCUACCCUCGUACCGGUACCCUCGGUGGAUGCACUGCCCACAACGCCUUGAUUGCCGUCUACCCCCACGAGUCCGAUUUUGAUUACAUCACUUCUCUUACCGGCGAUAGCUCUUGGACCCCCGCGAACAUGCGCAAGUACUUCGAGAAGCUUGAGAAGAACGGUUACUCUCUUCCUGGUAUUGAGGGUCACGGCUACGACGGCUGGCUGUCUACUGAGACUGCUCCCCUUAGCAUUGUCCUCGAGGACCCCCAGCUGCUGAGCAUGCUCACCGGUGGUGCUUUCGCCCUUGGUAACCUCACCAACAACAUCAUGAAUAUUGGCACUCUGCUGCUCGGCGAUGCCAACGCUGAUUCCAAGACCCGUGACACCGAGCCUGGCUACUACCAAAUCCCUAUCGCGACCGACGAUGCCCACCGCAACGGUCCCCGCGAGUUCAUCAUCUCCGUGCGUGACGCCAAGAAUGCCGACGGCACCAAGAAGUACCCCCUCGAUGUUCGCAUGAACACCCACGUCACCAAGGUCACCUUCGAUGAGACCGUCACUCCUCCCCGCGCCACCGGCGUCGAGUUCCUCGACGGCGAGCACCUCUACAAGGCGAGCCCUAUGCACAAGUCCGCUCUCCCCGGUGUCCCCGGCUCCGCAACCGCCUCCCGCGAAGUCAUCGUCGCCGGCGGUGUCUACAACUCCCCCCAGAUCCUCAAGCUGAGCGGUGUCGGACCCGCCGACGAGCUCAAGAAGUUCGGCAUCAAGGUCAUCAGCGAUCUCCCCGGUGUCGGCACCAACCUCCAAGACCACUACGAGAUCUCCGUCCAGGGUAAGGUCGAAGAAGACUUCUCCUGCCUGGACAAGUGCACCUUCAGCAUCCGCGACCAGGCAGACCCUUGCAUCAAGGAAUGGGAGUCCCCCAUCCUCGGUGACCGCGGCAUCUACUCCUCCCCCGGCCUCGCCGCAACAAUGCUCUACAAGUCCUCCACCGCCGCCGACGAAUUUGACAUCUUCUGCUUCGGCGGCCCCGUCAACUUCCGCGGCUACUUCCCCGACUACAGCAUCAACGCGACCGACGAACACAACUGGUUCACGUGGGCUAUUCUGAAAGCCCACCCGCGCAACACCGCCGGCACCGUCGCCCUGCAGUCCGCCGACCCCCUCGACGUCCCCCGCAUUACAUUCAACUACUUCGACACCGGCGUCGGCGACUACGACGCCGACCUGACAGCCUUGUACGAGGCUGUCGAGCUCGCCCGCGACGCCUUCGACCGCCAGCUCGUCAACAUCACCGAGGUUCUCCCCGGUGCGGCGGUGACGUCCAAGGAAGACAUCGAGCAGUACGUCAAGGACGGCGCCUGGGGCCACCACGCCUCGUGCACGUGCCCCAUCGGAGCGGAUGACGACCCGAUGGCCGUCUUGGACUCCAAGUUCCGUGUGCGCGGCACCGCCGGCCUGCGUGUCGUCGAUGCUUCCGUUUACCCCCGCAUCCCCGGCACUUUCACCGCUGUGUCUACCUACAUGGUUGCUGAGAAGGCGGCUGAUGAGAUUCUGAGCGAGCUUGAGGCCAGCUCUUGA